AUGGCCAGCAAAAAAGGUAUCUACAUUCCCAUCAAACCAAUCUCCGCGACAUCACCUAGCCAACAGCCAUUUUAUGCUCCCUGUCUAAACCUCUCGUACUUCGAAUCCCCUGGUAUUGCGGGGCUAGGCUGGAUUGGUCCCAUGCGAAGCGAAGAUGGCGGAGAUUUUCAUGAAUAUAAAAGAGCUGGCGCUGCUGGACAGAUGAUCAAUCCUUCAAGACGUAAGGGAUUUGGAGCGGAGGCUCUGAAAAUGGUUGUUGAUUAUGGGUUAAAUGUAUUAGAGUUAGCGAAGGUGAAGAUUGGGACUACGUUGUCUAAUAUGACUAUGGCCAGGCUGGUAGAGGCCAGGUUCAAGAUGGAGGCGGAAGCGGAAGAGAUUGGUGAUCGCUUUGGUAGUGAUUUGCUCUCGCGGAUUGGUAAAGAGAGAUGGGGUCAUUAUCUUGAGGAGGAAUGA
This is a messenger RNA of Talaromyces stipitatus ATCC 10500, 453 nucleotides long. RefSeq lists its product as uncharacterized. The record is from RefSeq and is a predicted model, not a curated record. The transcript is spliced from 2 exons. NCBI's taxonomy places the organism in Eukaryota, Fungi, Ascomycota, Eurotiomycetes, Eurotiales, Trichocomaceae. The coding region runs from base 1 to 453 and encodes 150 amino acids.